Messenger RNA from Frankliniella occidentalis (western flower thrips), 1209 nucleotides. RefSeq lists its product as uncharacterized. NCBI's taxonomy places the organism in Eukaryota, Metazoa, Arthropoda, Insecta, Thysanoptera, Thripidae. The record is from RefSeq and is a predicted model, not a curated record. The transcript has a single exon. The coding region runs from base 1 to 1209 and encodes 402 amino acids.
AUGGGCCAUGUUGAAAAGUAUGUCAGUACGAAUGGAAUAGUAGAACUUGUUGAAAAGCCGGUGUUUGGACAAUUCGUUCCCACUAGAAAAGUUCUAAAGUCGUUUCUUGAAUUGCCUGGAAUGUUUAAUAUUGUUACUACUCAUAUGAACCAACUUCUGCAUGAUACAAGUGGUACGAUUUCUAAUGUAAUUAAAGGUGACUUGUGGAAAGAAAAGUCUGCCGCUGAUGGUGAGAAAAUGUACCUGCCUAUAAAUCUUCAUUUCGAUGAUUACGAGCCGGACAAUCCUUUAGGUUCACAUCAUAAUGAUAAUAGUUUAGGUGCCUUAUAUGGGUCAAUUGGAUGUUUGCCUCGCAAACUUGCGUCGUCUGCUGAAAAUGUAUUUCUAGUCACUAUAUUUCUGUCAAAAUAUCGUAAAGAUUUUGGAAAUGAAGUAAGCUUUGCUAAUGUUACUGAAGAGAUGACCUUUCUUGAAACCGAAGGGAUUCAGAUCAAUACUGGAGACGAAAUUCAUCAAAUUUACUUCCGGUUCACUCUGCUUAUUGCAGACAAUGCAGGUUUUCAUGCAGUGCAAGGUUUUGUUGGUAGUUUUAGUGCAAACUUUUAUUGUAGAUUUUGUAAACUUCAUAGAGACACAAUGGAACAUUUUUGUGAAAAGGUGCCUGAUUGCUUUCUUCGUACGCCUGAAAACUACUUGGUUGAUGUUGCUACUAACAAGUCACUUACUGGUGUUAAAGAACUCUGUGUUUUUAAUAUUAUUCCAAGCUUCAAUUGCAUUGAAAAUUCGAAUUGUGAUGUUUUACAUGAUCUUCACGAAGGGGCCGUAAAGUAUGGAAUUUGUAAUAUUUUAUUCUAUUUUGUCAGCACUAGAGCUUACUUUACUAUUGAUGUAUUAAAAUAUAGGAUAAAAGGUUUUGAUUAUGGGCCUAUUGAUAUGGGGAAUAAACCUCCUACAUCACAUCUAACUGUUGAACGCCUUGAAAGCUGUUCUUGGAAUUUAUCAGCUUCUGAAAUGAUCUGUGUUGCUAGGUACCUUGGUGAAAUGAUUAGUGAUUUAAUACCAGUCGGAAACAAUGUGUGGAAGUUAUAUUUAUUGCUCCGUGAAAUUUUAGAAAUUAUUCUUAGUCCAUAUUUUUAUGUAGGCACAGAAAAGUAUUUAAUGACACUGAUAAUAGAGCAUCAUGCAAGCUAUGUUCAGUUCAGUAGUUGA